Danio aesculapii is the source of this 1721-nucleotide messenger RNA. Its product is annotated as myeloid-associated differentiation marker homolog. Gene Ontology annotation, cellular component: membrane. Lineage: Eukaryota; Metazoa; Chordata; Actinopteri; Cypriniformes; Danionidae. The transcript has 2 exons. Bases 279 to 1142 code for a protein of 287 amino acids. The record is from RefSeq and is a predicted model, not a curated record.
AUCAGAGGAUGUGGCCGAAUUUAUGAGGGCGCCUUUCCCUGGCGCUCUGGGUCAGUUGAAUUUAGUGUGUGCCAAGACGAUCACACCGGGAAGAGAAGCUUUGUGAAGUACACUGCUAGAAAGAUUGUAGUUUUUAGUUUCUGGUGAUUGUAGUUUUUCCCGACAUGACUUUUUAAGUUGAAACAACCUGCAGAUUUUAAAUUUGUUCAUUCGACUUAACAUGUGCAUGACAGUGUGAAGACAUCAGCAACAUCCACAUCUGAAAAAAAAAAGCAAUCAUGGUAACUCUGAACACUCAGUCUGUGACGGCCCCAGUGGGCAUAAUCCGUCUGUUUGAGUUCGUCCUGACGCUCAUCACCUUCAGCCUGGUGGCAUCUCAGGGCCACACCAGCUUCUCGCUCUGGGCCUGGUGCAUGUUCACCUGGUGCUUCUGCUGCUUCGUGACCCUCCUUAUCCUCAUCCUGGAGUUCACCAGCGUCAACACCAAAAUCCCCAUUUCUUGGGACGAUUUCACUACAGCUUUUGCAAUGCUAUCCACGCUCAUGGUGUUGGCCGCUUCGGUCAUCUACCCGACAUAUUUCGUAUGCUCCCAGUGUUCGGUUGGGAUUGCAGCAUCUGUGCUCUCGUGUGUGUGUUUUUGUUUGUACGCAGCAGAAGUGGGUCUAACCCGAGCCAAACCCGGUGAAAUCAGUGGGUUUUUGGCCACAGUUCCAGGCUUGUUAAAAGUCUUGGAGACGUUUGUGGCUUGUAUAAUCUUCAUCUGUCUGGAUGAAACCAUUUACAAGCGCUUUCCUGGGCUACAAUGGUGCGUGGCGGUUUACUCCAUCUGCUUCAUCAUCUCUCUUCUAAUCAUCAUCCUGACUAUUGGACGCUUGCUAGGUCGAAUCCCACUGCCGAUGGACAAAUGCAUGACAGGAUACAAUGUCCUUGCGGUUUUGAUGUACCUCACAGCUACGAUCAUUUGGCCCUUCUACUGUUUUGAGAACUUUAUUAGACCACCACAGUGUGAUUUGCCCAUCAUUGUAUAUUGUUUCUGGGACAACCUGGUGGUGGUGUCCUGCAUGACGUGCAUUAAUCUGAUCGCCUACAUUGUGGAUACGGUUUACUCUGUGCGUUUGGUUUUGAUCACUUCUCCUGCCUAGGAAAAACAUACAAAUGCGCUUCUUACAUGAAUAACUUGGGAUAGUUCACCCAAAAAUGAAGAUUUAAUCACUAUUUACUCUCCUUUAAGUGGUUGCAAACCUUUAUAAACCUUCACAUAUUUAGAAAAAAGCUAAAAUCAUCUCACGGUUGACUAGGGAAAACAAAUAUUAUGGACAUCAUUGGAUGCAGGUUUCACACAUUCUUCAAAAUAUCUUCUUUUGUGUUCAGAUGAAGAAAGAAACUCAGGUUUGGAGCCAGGUUUGGAACAAGUGAAGGAUAUGGAAAUUAUGACAGAAUUUUCAUUUUUGGGUGAACUAUCCCUUCAGGCUGGAUAAGACGUUCACUUGCUAUUUUUAAAUAUGCUGAUUGUCUUUUCAUGUUGAUAGAUUAUGCAAGAAACUGAUUGGCAGCUUGUUGUUAAUGUGCUUUGAGGAAUGUUGACCAUAUAUGAAGAUAAGAAAUGCCAUCAUUAUAUUGCCUUUUAUUAGUAUAAUGUGACUGAUGUGUAACUGCAAAUGAGCUUACGAAAUAUAGCAUUGUUACACAAUCAUGCAAAUAUUAAAUAUCUAAUCAUUAAA